AUGUCGUUUCUUCCUAGGAAGGUUAGCACACGCUUCGUGAAGGAUGAAAUUACAUUCCACACAUCUGUAGCAUGGAUCACCGUUGAUAGCAAGAAUGCAACACCGACAUCGCAUGUUAGCAUCAUCUAUAACAUAAUUCUCAUCCAAUCUGAGAACAUGCUCUUCAUGACUAAAAUGAAUGAUAUCUCCCUUAUCAUUAAUUACCUUGAAAGGAUCUUCGAUUUCUUCUUCUUCCUCGGGCACAUCUUCGAGCUCUAA
This is a messenger RNA of Arabidopsis thaliana (thale cress), 258 nucleotides long. RefSeq lists its product as uncharacterized. The transcript has a single exon. Bases 1 to 258 code for a protein of 85 amino acids. Lineage: Eukaryota; Viridiplantae; Streptophyta; Magnoliopsida; Brassicales; Brassicaceae. The record is from RefSeq and is marked reviewed.